Messenger RNA from Monosiga brevicollis MX1, 1235 nucleotides. RefSeq lists its product as uncharacterized. The coding region runs from base 154 to 786 and encodes 210 amino acids. NCBI's taxonomy places the organism in Eukaryota, Choanoflagellata, Craspedida, Salpingoecidae. The record is from RefSeq and is a predicted model, not a curated record. The transcript is spliced from 5 exons.
GACGGCAGCCGGAUUUGAGACUUGAGACGCAGGGAGAGACGUGAAGCCCGUGGCCGUUUGCAGACUGGCAAGGAGUGGGCGAUAUCGUUUGCGUGGCGUUGAGGGAUCUGCGUUUGGCCGUGUUGCCCAGCCUUACCUACAAUCGCCACCAGCAUGGCUGCUAUCAGCAAGGACACCCAGGCGCUUGUGCAGCGCAUGAUGAAGGAUGCAGGCCUCACGCCCUUUCAGCAAAGGCAACUGAAUGGCUCGCUUCAGCGUGGCACUAGCCUGCCUACCAAAGUCAAGCCAACCACCAGCAAGCCAGACGCCACACCUGCUCCCAAGCCCAAGCCCAAGACUGUUUUCCGAGGACCCCCGACCAGUACGCGCCGACGUCAGGGUGACAUUCUCGAACAAACCCGAGGCUACGCACGGGAACGCUACCACUCCCAUGACUUGGGCCCUGCUCGUGAAGACGCCAAGGACCGUUUUUACGAUAUUAUGGCAUUUGGGCGGGAAACUGCCGAUCGCAAAGAGUCCAUCAAGCAGCGGGGUCGCGAAUCUUCACGCGCAUCCACAGCUGCCUCGGCCCCGGCAGCUCUAGCCCGAAAAUCCCAGCCCCGCGAAGUCGACCUUUUUGACAUUGUUGUGCAAGAGGUAGAGGAGCGACGGGCUCAUCGUGAGAAGCUGCGCUCCAUUGGUCAGCUAGACGCGGUAACCGACCGCCAACUACAAACGGAAAUAUCUCAGCGGAUACGUCAGCUAGAGAUGAUGGACCGUGAGCGCGCCAAGACUGUUCGUCGCUAGUGGCUUUGAUGGCUGCUCAACGAGCCUGUCCCGACCUUUUUGCACACCCGGGCUCCUGUGUUUGUGGUGGAUGUGUGUGAAUGUUUGUGUGCGGAGGAAGGGGGCGUAUCUGCGCGUUUGAGCGAGAAGAACACUGUUGUUGCAAUCCGCCUUACGGGCCGUGUCCUUGGACGCUUCGGGUGGGCGACCGUUUAAGAUGCCGAGCAUCGCUUUUCAACUGACUUCAUUUCUCUUGGGGUUCCUUGAGUGCUUUUUCCUUUUCUUUUCUUUUUGUUUUCUUUUUUUCAUUUUCAACUUGCGACAAGCCUCGUCAGUCGGGCUUUGUGUGUUGGUUGCUGCAGGACGUUGAAUAUGAAAACCCGCAGUUGCUAGAGCUGGAAAAGACAAAUAAUAGUUCAUCAACUGCGAAUGUUGCAUUCUAUGUAUCUAAAUCGAAAGUCUCAAAAUUG